This is a messenger RNA of Dinoponera quadriceps, 3817 nucleotides long. It is a transcript of the gene ValRS, whose product is annotated as valine--tRNA ligase. Gene Ontology annotation, biological process: valyl-tRNA aminoacylation. Gene Ontology annotation, cellular component: cytosol. Lineage: Eukaryota; Metazoa; Arthropoda; Insecta; Hymenoptera; Formicidae. Gene Ontology annotation, molecular function: ATP binding; valine-tRNA ligase activity; aminoacyl-tRNA deacylase activity. The record is from RefSeq and is a predicted model, not a curated record. The transcript has 18 exons. The coding region runs from base 177 to 3677 and encodes 1166 amino acids.
CACACUUGAAAUCUGAGGGUGAAUUCAUUUCUCUUACCUUGUAGUAUAUGCUGCAAUCGUGAGGAACGUUUGUCGGUAGAGCAUGUGGAGUAGCUUAGCAACUUUGAAAUCGUUUUCGUAAGCCGAUUUGCUAUCUGAACAUAAAACAAGACGAACAAAUCUUUCGACGCAGAAAAAUGGUCAAUGUGAAAAACGAUGAAGUUGUCGCGGAAGACGGCCCUCAAAAAACCGCGAAGCAACUGCAGAAGGAGGCUAAGAAAUUGGCCAAGUUGGAGAAAUUUAAGCAGAAACAGGAAAAAAAGGCAACUGAGAAGUCGGUGAAUGCGAAGGAAAAACCGGAGAAAAAUGAUAAGAAAAAGGAGGUUACAUCAAUCCUUUACACUAUGGAUACAUUACCUGGUGAAAAGAAAGAUAUUGCAUGUUCCUUGCCGGAUACGUAUAGUCCUCAAUAUGUAGAAGCUGCAUGGUAUGCUUGGUGGGAAAAGGAAGGUUUCUUUAAGCCGGAAUAUGGAGGAAAAGAUAUAUUGAAGGAGAAUCCUAAAGGAAAAUUGGUAAUAAUAAUGCCACCUCCUAAUGUGACUGGUUUCUUGCAUCUUGGACAUGCUCUGACUAAUGCUGUAGAGGACACUAUUGUCAGAUGGAACCGUAUGAAAGGUCUUACAACACUUUGGAUACCGGGUUGUGAUCAUGCUGGUAUCGCCACACAAGUGGUUGUGGAGAAGAAACUUUGGAAGGAGGAGAAGAAAUCUCGUCAUGACAUUGGAAGGGAAGAAUUUAUUAAGAAAAUAUGGCAGUGGAAGUUUGAAAAGGGCAACAGAAUUUAUUCACAGUUGAGGAAGAUAGGCAGUUCCUGUGAUUGGAGUCGUGUUUUUUUUACGAUGGACCCUAUGUUAUAUAGAGCUGUAAUGGAAGCAUUCGUGCGUCUGCACGACGAGGGUAUCAUUUACCGCAGCAAUCGUUUGGUCAACUGGUCGUGUGCUUUAAAAAGUGCUAUAUCAGAUAUUGAAGUUGACAAGGUGGAGUUAAGCGGUCGGACUCUACUUUCGAUACCCGGCUAUGAGAAGAAAGUGGAAUUCGGUGUUUUGGUAUCAUUUGCUUAUCAGCUCAUCGAUUCCGACGAUAAGAUAAUAGUAGCAACCACCCGUAUUGAAACGAUGUUAGGAGACACCGCUGUCGCAGUGCAUCCGAAGGAUAGCAGAUAUGCGCAUUAUAUCGGAAAAUAUGUUCGACAUCCAUUUUGUGACAGACGUAUACCAAUUUUAGCGGACGAAUUCGUUGACAUGGAAUUUGGCACUGGUGCUGUAAAGAUUACGCCGGCUCAUGAUCCCAAUGAUUAUGAAGUAGGGAAAAGGCACGAUUUACCGUUCAUAAAUAUCCUUAAUGACGAUGGAUGUAUCGUUGGAGAUUACGGGAAGUUUACGGGAAUGAAACGAUUUGAAGCUAGAGCGGUUAUCCUUGAAGAAUUGACCAAGAGAAACUUGUUGAUCGACGUGAAAGACAAUUCAAUGGUAAUACCUAUGUGCAGCCGAUCCAAAGAUGUCGUUGAACCUCUCAUGAAACCGCAAUGGUACGUCAAAUGCGAUGAAAUGGCUGCUCAAGCUAAGGAGGCAGUAGCGACGGGUGAGUUGAAAAUUAUCCCGCAACAAUAUGAGAAAACUUGGUAUCUUUGGAUGGAUGGCAUCAGGGAUUGGUGCAUUUCGCGUCAGCUCUGGUGGGGUCACCGCAUCCCCGCAUAUGCAAUCGAGCUUGUUAAUUCUUGCACGAGCAUGAACCAGACAGGUGAAACGUACUGGGUGAGUGCACAUUCCGAGACCGAAGCCAAAGAGAAAGCGGCUAAGAGAUUAGGCGUUGAUGCAAGCGAGAUCAUAGCGAAUCAGGAUCCCGAUGUGUUGGACACCUGGUUCUCUUCCGCUCUCCUCCCGUUCUCUAGUUGUGGUUGGCCGGAUCAAAUUCCAGAUCUGAAGGCGUUCUAUCCAGGUACGCUGCUGGAAACUGGCCAUGAUAUACUUUUCUUCUGGGUUGCCAGGAUGGUUUUCAUGGGACAGAAAUUACUGGGACAAUUGCCUUUCAGGGAAGUGUAUCUGCAUGCUAUGGUGAGAGAUGCACACGGAAGGAAAAUGAGUAAAUCCUUGGGAAAUGUAAUAGAUCCUAUGGACGUGAUUAAAGGAAUAUCACUGGAAGAUCUUCACAAACAACUGCUAGAUUCGAAUUUAGAUCCGAAGGAAUUGAACCGAGCACGAGAGGGUCAGAAACGUGAUUAUCCACAAGGCAUACCGGAGUGCGGUACGGACGCUUUGCGAUUCACUCUCUGCGCUUACACUACUCAAGGACGUGAUAUAAAUCUUGACGUGCUCCGUAUACAAGGAUACAGGUUCUUCUGCAACAAAAUUUGGAAUGCUACCAAAUUCGCACUUACUUAUUUCGGGCCUCAGUUCAAGUACGACGCGAAUCAUACGUCUCGUGAACGUAACACGAAUGAUGAUAAACGACAUAAUAAUUCAAUCGAUAUUGACACGGAGGGGACAUGGUACAGCAAGUGCCAUAACUGGGAUUUGCAUCAACCAUCUAUUCAAGGAGCGAUAAAUAAUUAUUUAGCGGACCACCCGUACCUCGAUGGUUACACACCGACGCAACUUGAUCCUGCGGUUCAUCAGUUGUUAAAGGAUUCAAAUAUUAGUUCUGUGAAUUAUCCGCAUCUUAAGCGUUGGUACGAUCAUAUUGAAACGUUCACGGACGCAGAAAGAGCCAGAUUUGCGAAGGUGGAAAUGUUGAAGAAUAUUCAAAGGAGAGUUGAAGAUACGUUUGAGUUGACUGACUUGAGUGAGAAAGAUGUACACUUAUGGAUGUUAUCGAGAAUCAGUUACGCUGCCAAGGCAUGUAACGAGGCACUGACGCAAUAUGACUUCGCGUUAGCCACUUCUAUCUGCCAUAAUUUGUGGUUGUAUGAAGUGUGCGAUAUUUAUCUGGAAUAUCUUAAACCAAUAUUUCAAAGCGAAGAUAACGCGGCCAAGUUAGCAGCGCAGAAGGUAUUGUUCAAGACAAUAGACGUAGCGUUACGUUUACUCCAUCCGUUUAUGCCGUUCAUAACGGAAGAGCUCUAUCAACGUUUGCCUCGCAAAAAGCAGAUGUAUCCGAGUAUAUGUGUCAGUCCGUAUCCAAACGUCGCCGAGUGCCCUUGGCGAAACUACGAGAUCGAGGAGGACGUGGAAUUCGCGCAGAAGAUAAUCAGGAAUAUCAGAUCGACUCGUGCGACUUACUAUUUACCUAAUAAGACGAAGACCGACGCAUUUGUCGCGUGUCGCGAUCCAAUUUUGAAGAAAAAGAUCGAUCGAUACAAAUCACUCAUAGACAUCCUUGCGUAUUCCACCCUCAAGAUGGAGGAGCCGCCGGCAGGGUGUGAGAUCAUCACCGUGACCGAUAAGAUUCAAGUGCACCUUUUACUCGAGAGAGCCUUAAUUGACACGAAGAAAGAAUUGGAGAAGUUGUACAAGAAAAAGGAGCAGCUGGAUGAAACCAUACAGAAAUUGAAACACGAAUCAAGCAUGCCCGAUUACAACGUAAAAGUGCGUCUGCCUGUUCGAGAAAGCAACAAGGAAAAAUGGUCGAGAAGCGAAGGCGAAUUAAUAGGAGUAUUCGAUGCAACGGCGAUUCUACAGGCUAGGUCUUGUUCCAAAUAAUAUUUCUAGGAAAAAUGUCCUCUAAAUCCGUUUUAGACCGUAAUUAUUACAAUUUAUUCAACAUCCGAUGAAAAACGAAAUUUAGUUAGAAACGUUCCAAUUGUCACUGUGUUGUAUGUUUCCCUUGUUCAAGAUUUCGC